AUGAUUUCAAAUUAUCUUCGUAUUAGUUCUAGGUGUAAAUAUAUUUUUACUGCAGCAAUAACUGCUUUUUUGACAGUAAAUUGUGUCUCCUCAGAAACAGAUACUAUUCUGUCAAGUCAAUAUGAAUCUAAAAUCGGAUUAAAAUUUCCCGAGUCAAUCAUUGAUCUGGCAUGUUUAGCAAACACUUUCCCAUCACAAUUUAAACAAGAAGAAGAAGAUGAAAACAAUACAUGUUUGCCUCAAAUAAUAAAAAACUAUACAGAAAUCAAAGAAAUUCCAAGUUUAUUCUACGAUGAUAUUGAUCAAUCAUUCAUUUCAAAUACAUAUCCAUCUUUAGGAAUCAAAGGAUUACAUUUGAAAGUCUAUGAAACAAAGAAAAUUGACCAACACAAUAAUCAAUAUGUGUUUAUUGUUGUACGUCAUCAAGAACAUAAUUCUAUGUUAACAGAUGAAAUGAAUGAAAUGAUGAGUUUAUUUGGACCAGCAGCAACCGUUGAUCGUCAACAAGGUAAUAAAGAACUAUUUGGUGCAUCAACUGUUUCAUCCAUGAUUCGUUUUAUACGGCAACAACUUGGUCUUGAUUAUUUACCACAGGCGAUUUCCAUGUUUAAUAAGAUUCAAUUACAUUAUAAAAAUAAAGAUAAUAUCAAAUAUAUAUUCAGUGGUUUUAGUUCAGGAGGUUUAUAUGCUAUUGUAUUAGCUUUAUAUUUUCAAUGGCCUGCAAUUACAUUUUCAUCUACAGGUGUUGAAGAUAUUAUAAAUAUUUAUUAUUCCAAUAUAUUCACCGAUGAUAAUAAUAAGCAAUCUAAAAUACCACCUAUUUUUAAUUUUGCUCAUCAACUAGAUAAUAUUCCUCAAUUAGAUUGUCAAUUGGGUACUGUGUGUUUGUUUAAGACUGGCAAUAUUGAAAAAGAAAAAGAAUUAACUGAAAAAGAAAUGGAAUCAAUUCAUUUAAGCACGAUAUUUGGUAAGUCUGGUCCAGAUAUUAUACAAUGGCUUCGCCAGCCGGAACGAUGGACGUGUACAACAUCGGAUAAUUACAAUUCAUUACAUGGUAGUUGUAAACGAGAACGUUUGCGAUGGAAAGAUAGAAUGAAACGAACAACUGACGAAAAGCAAGAUUUGUGA
Messenger RNA from Rotaria socialis, 1128 nucleotides. NCBI's taxonomy places the organism in Eukaryota, Metazoa, Rotifera, Eurotatoria, Philodinida, Philodinidae. The record is from the annotation of a GenBank genome assembly.